AUGCACCCGUGCUACUGGAGGGGUGGUGGGUAUACGAACGCACCAUGGUGCAACGUAACAGAGCGACCCUCUCUGCAGGGCGUACCCAUCCACCACACGAGGUUUUCAUCCUUCGUGCAUGCUACCAGAUCUGCAAGGUGGAAAACCAUCCAAGCAGUCAUCCAAAACAGUAGUGUUCAGAAAGUUGACGUCAAGGCUCGGUGUACCGUUGGACAGAUAUUCAAUAUCCCUCAUCGUCCACGUCUAUAUUGGGGCUCAGCGUCCUGGUCACAUCCACCCUUGUCAAGGCGUAACAACGAACAGCUUCUAACCGACUUGGUCUCCAGCACAAGAUCACCCAUUCUGUGCGUUGGGGCCCGACGAGGUCCAUCCAAGGAUCCUGGAGGAAACGUCCUCCACACCGGCAAACCAUUUACACAAGAAUCUGAUAUCUACAGCUUAACACGGAUUUCUCCCAAACCGCUCUUGCGUGGCAAACAUGCUCAUACGCUGCCAAGCAGUGUUCGUUGGACUGGCACUGGAGUAGAAUGCCAUGUUAUGCAUUAUGACAGAGGACCAGUAAAUAUCGUGAGGAUAGAUGCCGGAGAGAAAUCGGGUAUCCGGGCCCGGGUAUCGUCCCGAAAGUCCUUCGCCAUUUUACGGAUGAUCCGACGCACCUUCUCCCGUAUUACUCGCAUGGACUUCCAAAUACUCUAUGGGGCCUACGUCAGACCGCUCCUGGAGUACGCCAACCAAGUUGUCUACUCAGGACGCACGAAAGACGUCACCCCCAUUGAGCGUGUUUAG
Opisthorchis viverrini is the source of this 786-nucleotide messenger RNA. RefSeq lists its product as hypothetical. The record is from RefSeq and is a predicted model, not a curated record. The transcript is spliced from 4 exons. Bases 1 to 786 code for a protein of 261 amino acids. Lineage: Eukaryota; Metazoa; Platyhelminthes; Trematoda; Opisthorchiida; Opisthorchiidae.